Messenger RNA from Polyodon spathula (Mississippi paddlefish), 1272 nucleotides. It is a transcript of the gene drc12, whose product is annotated as coiled-coil domain containing 153. The coding region runs from base 273 to 878 and encodes 201 amino acids. Lineage: Eukaryota; Metazoa; Chordata; Actinopteri; Acipenseriformes; Polyodontidae. The record is from RefSeq and is a predicted model, not a curated record. The transcript is spliced from 8 exons.
CAGGGAGCCCUGUCUCUUUAAAAGCGCGACUGCGUUGCUACAUGGCGUCUCUGGUUCCCUCGGCAACGAGAGACUCUGGUAUCUUAGCAACAGUUACACCCGCCUUCUGUGAUAGGUGAUAGGUCAGCUACACACCCGAAGGGGUAUCCCUCGCAGGGUGACUGGGUGCGUUGCCUUUCAAUCAAUAAGCGCUUUGUUUGGAGCGGGGGAUAGAUUGUUUCAUUUGCGACCACAGAUUGUAAUUUAAGGUCUGAGAAUCUGCAGCCUGGAAAAUGCCGCCCAAGAAAAAGGGAAAAGCAAAGGGGAAGAAGGGAAAGAAGAAGAAAACAUCUGAUGACAAUGGAUUGCAAGAGAAGUACAAGCGCAGCACUCUGGAUGUGGCCGUGCUGAAGCAGCACCUGGCCCUGCGGAGGGAUGUAGUGAGACAGGCCCAGGCUUGCAGUCACAACCUGAAAUCCAGACUGGCUGUGCUGGAGCAGGAGCUGGACGAGGAGCGCGAGGACAAGAAGGAUAUCAACGCAGACCUGACUCGACAGUACAAGACCAUGCAGAUGGAGACAGGGCUCUGUGCCAGCAGGACCUGCAGUGCGAGCGAGAGGAGAAGCAGCGCACAGUGCAGGAGAAGGACGCCACCAUCGCAGAGCUGCAGGGCAAGAUCGACAACAUGGAGACAGACUAUGAGAGGAUCCUGCAUGACACUCUUGACAGCCUCCUGUCCCGCCUGGCUGAGUCCAAACUGCGCUGGGUGGAUGAGAGCACCGCACUGCACUUUGACAACAAGGAGAGGCUGGCAGACUUUGGGCUCAACCCGUUGGACAUCUGACCCCUCUCUGACCAGCGCAUGGGCACCCGGGAGCCAGCAGCAUCGGUGGAGGUGAAGGAGAUUGAGAACGACAAAGGAAAUAACAAAGCAGUCCCUGCAGGGGAAGGACUGAGCCGAUAAGAUCAGGGUGCACAUUGAGAUGCUGCUGAGGCCAGCCUUGCAGAAUGGGAACAUGUGAGUGCUGUGAACAGCGACACACAGAGUUAUCCGGUGGUUUUGAUAUUAUCUUCUUCAGUGCAAGCCAGUCCGAGCUCAGAACGGUGCGUUUUGGUAGAUAGCAUCAUCUCAUCCACGGACAUAGCUAGAAAUAGAUUUUUACUGUGGCAAAAAUCACAUUUUUGUCUAAAGAAACCUGCAUGUCCUUUUUAUGUUACGAAGGUGAUGGUUCUCAUCUUAUAAAGCCUGGAAUUAAUGCAAACUGCAAAGCAAUACAAGUCGCUAACUCUUUU